Molecule: messenger RNA, 2114 nt
Organism: Solea solea (common sole)
Lineage: Eukaryota; Metazoa; Chordata; Actinopteri; Pleuronectiformes; Soleidae
Product: glutaredoxin domain-containing cysteine-rich protein 2
Exons: 10
Coding region: 549-1298 (249 amino acids)
Biological process (GO): sensory perception of sound
Source: RefSeq, a predicted model, not a curated record
CUUAAAUCUUUGACAGUCACAGGUGGAGCUGGAGUCACAGUCACUCUCGGCUGACACUGGGAUGCAGAGACAACAGUGGCAAUCACUGAAGCUUGCAUUCACACCUAUGGCGGUCUGAGUGCGUCGGACGUCCUCAUCCCUAACCAAGGACAAUCCGAAUCAAACCAAAGCCUCCAAAAACAAAGAGGAUUCAGGAGGAGCUGGAUUGAGAACAGGCAGUACAGCAGAACAACGGCCAACCAAAAGAUGUAAACUCCAUCUUCUCAAGUGACAUCUGCCUCUGCCAUUUCUGUCUUUGCCAGACCCUCUUGAAAGGGUGGCUGCAAUCUGGUCCUCCUGGUCCUCCUCCAAAGCCAAGUAUUACUCAUGCUGCGGGAGCCUAUAUCUGUUUACACAGUCACAUCAUGGGGGCUCGUUUUCCUUAUGGGGACGAAAAAGGAAGUACCCACAACGGCACCACAGUAUCCAGCUGAUGUCAGUUGGAUCAAUGUAAGGAGCCUCUUGGAUGGACUGAUGUUCUUGCUCUGUCCCCUCCUCUGUCAGCCACCAUGGAGGAGCUCCAAAUGAAACUGAAUCAGCGGUAUGAAAACACCAAGCCCAGAAAGGUAAGGUUCAAGCUCUCGUCGUCCUACAGUGGCCGGGUGCUGAAGCAUGUGUACGAGGAUGGUCAGGAGCUGGACAGUCCGGAGGAGAAAUACCCUCACAGCUUUGUCCACCGCAAGAUCCCCCCCAGCCACCUGGAGAUGGAGCAGCUUUGUGGGUUUGAGGACGCUCACGGGGACCAACAAGGUCAGUAUCCUCCAACGGGGCUCAUUGCCCAAAGAAUAAAUGUAUACAGAGGAAUGGGAAACUACAAGCCAACUGCUGAUCUGACAGAGGGAGCAGAGGGAGACGCCAGCUCCCAAGUGUUGGAUUUUGGCAAGAUAAUCAUCUACACCAGCAACCUGCGCAUCAUCAGGGCACCACCAAAGAAUCCUGAGGUGUCGCGACACCACGCGGCGCCGCAUGUGGACUUGGAAGCAAAACCAAAGGCCAAGGAGAGGGUGAGCAGGAGGAGAGCGAAAGCUCUGAGUAUACAGGACGGGGAGGACAAAGAGGCGCACAGCAGCAACAUUAAGACCACGGAGGCAGACAGCUGCCAGCAUUGUGGUGGUUCGGGCUGCGCUCCCUGCUCUCUGUGUCACGGCAGCAAGCUGUCUAUGCUCGCGAACCGCUUCAACGAGUCCAUCAGUGAUCUGCGCUGCCAAGCUUGCUAUCCCCAUGGCCUGGAGAAAUGCCAGUCGUGCUCCAGCAAAUAGCACCAUUUGGCUGACACGCACGUCUGUCUGUCUGGCUGAGGGAGUGCGUGCGUGAGUGAGUGAGUGAGUGAAUGAGUGAGUGAGUGGUCAGACUAUACUCAGUGGCAAUAAUGCUCUAAUCCAAAAUGUUCUUGGUUGGGUGUUUUAAUCGCGACGAGGAAACAUAAGCCAUCACUGGAAAAGGGGAAUUAUGACAGACACAGAAUCAUAAAUUACAAUUACUGCGUGCAGUGGAAACGGCUUGCGAUAAAAAAAAAGAACUCAUAAUCGCUCCUUUGUUGUCACAUUAUUUAGCAUCUGCACUCAGCCUCCUGAUAACACCUUCAGUACACGCUUCCACAACACAGUUAUCCUUCCGAUUGCUGUCAUGUCCCUCCGCUGCAUGACAGCUAUUGGCAUUAUUUUUCUUUCCCUGAAAGCACGGGGAGAAAUACAGGAGAAUAAAGACUGUAAUAUGGAAACGUAAAUACACACAGAUUGAGAGACGAGAGUGGGACAUAAUUGGAAACAUAAUAAAUAUAAUAAAAGUGCCUCGCUGCUGAUUAUGGUGUGUCACAGAAAGGGAGAAAGUCACAAACGUUAGAAAAGCACACACUGCACGCCAGCAUUGCAAAGGUGUGACGUUCAAAGAAUACUGGUUUUUCGUUGGAGUAACACUUUGUCGAGAUAGUGUUUCAGACGAAACGAGAGGUGACAAGAAAAUCAUGGAACAGUUAAAUAAACGACAGGAAAUCUUUAAGGCUGUUAAACUGUGUGCGUUACUGUGACGUUUUAUUUUCGUUAGCGGUUUUUAUUGUUCUCAGGUGUUUUGAUUUU